Gavialis gangeticus (Gharial) is the source of this 696-nucleotide messenger RNA. Its product is annotated as glucagon-like. Bases 103 to 549 code for a protein of 148 amino acids. The record is from RefSeq and is a predicted model, not a curated record. The transcript has 6 exons. Lineage: Eukaryota; Metazoa; Chordata; Crocodylia; Gavialidae. Gene Ontology annotation, biological process: regulation of fatty acid biosynthetic process; response to starvation; response to glucose. Gene Ontology annotation, molecular function: hormone activity; glucagon receptor binding. Gene Ontology annotation, cellular component: extracellular region.
UGGUCCAUUGCACCUGUGGAAUAUAAAGAGUCCAAAGAGCCUCGAUUUGACACCAGGACCUACGGAAAUCAGAGGGUCAGGAAGAGAAAACAAGUCAGGAAAAUGCUGGCCUUGAAAGUUCUCCCCCUCUUCCUUGCCUCUCUGAGCCUCGUUCUGACAGAGGAGAACCGCACCAGUGGAAACAUGAAGAGUCCCAGCAGCAGAGUUUUGCAGAGACGUUAUUCUGAGGCCAUUUUGGCUAGCGAUUAUAGCCGCACCAUAGACAACAUGAUCAAGAAGAACUUUGUGGAAUGGUUGCUGGCCAGGAGAGAGAUGAAAAAUGAUAACGCAAUUGAUCCCUACAAGAGGGAAGCUGAACCCCAAAUAAACAGCUAUGGCUUGGAGCUGGGCUCCCAGCAAGCUAAGGACUUCUUUGUCUGGCUUCUAAAAAACAAAAGAAAGCAGAGUUUUGCUUUUCCAGAAGAUUCUGAUGUCCCAAAGGAUGCUCUGAGCCAGGAGUUAUUGGCAUGGCUGAUUUCUGCUGAUCCCCUCAGACCAAGAACUCAAUAACACAGAACCCUACGGAGGAGCCGCCUGUGCCUACUUACCCUUGAGAUGUUAACAAGGAAGGGGAAUUUGCUUGUCACCUCGCUUGGUGUUCAUUCUACUCUGUGCACAUUGUGAUCUUUGCUGCUGUGAGCAAUAAAGAAUUUUGUC